Molecule: messenger RNA, 1464 nt
Organism: Cooperia oncophora
Lineage: Eukaryota; Metazoa; Nematoda; Chromadorea; Rhabditida; Trichostrongylidae
Source: the annotation of a GenBank genome assembly
CUGGAAGGAAUAUAUCGUGCUUUUUUCCCAUUUCAGUUCAGUCUCUUCGUGAGCGAUCGUAUAGCCUUGAACAGAUCGCUGGACGACUAUCGGAAACCAUCGUGUAGAGCGAAAAAGUACAGAGAUAUCUCGGAACUGCCGUCCACUUCCGUUAUUAUCGUCUAUCAUAAUGAAGCCUUUUCCACACUACUACGCACUACACAAAGUGUCGUCGAUCGGUCACCUCGUCCACUUCUGAAAGAAAUCAUUCUCGUAGACGACUUUUCAAAUAGAACUUUUCUCAAAUAUCCAACUUUGGACAAUGCAAUACGGAGUUACCCAGUACCGGUGAAAAUUCUGCGAACGAAACAGCGAGUCGGUUUGAUCCGGGCGAGGCUGAUGGGAGCACAGGAAGCGACAGGUGAUGUGCUCACUUUCCUUGAUUCCCAUUGUGAGUGCACCGAGGGAUGGUUAGAGCCGUUGCUUGACCGAAUAAAGGAACAUCGAUGGUACGCCAUGCCAUCCGAUAUGGCAAAGCAGCGUCUGGUCGAUCCAACCUCUCCGAUACCCUCUCCAACUAUGGCUGGCGGACUGUUCAGUAUAGAUCGUCGCUACUUUGAAGAACUUGGCACUUACGACCAUGGAAUGGAUAUAUGGGGUGGAGAAAAUUUGGAAAUUUCUUUCCGAGUCCUAGAUGGAAACAUGGUCCGCGUGGCCGAAGUUUGGAUGGACGAAUGGAAGUUCCUUUUCUACAAACUAUCCCCACGUGAGGAUUGUCAGCAGCCUUCUAGAGAAUCGCUUCACCCAUUGGGGAUCGUUUUAGAGACAGCGAAACUCCGCAGUGUUGUGGACCUGAGCGAGCGCCUUGAACUUCGACGUCGUCUGGGAUGCAAAAGUUUCCGAUGGUAUCUCGAGAACGUGUUCACCGACCAUCACAUGCCAAUGGAGGGCGACUUUUUCGGUCGAAUACAUUUCCCUUCUGACAUUUCCAACGCAACCUGUAUAGCCUGGACUUUAGCCAUGUCAGGCAUCAAAAAAGUCACGCAGGCUCCUUGCCACGACAAAACUGACAAAACUCAGACUCGAGUGAAUUAUGUAUGGGUUAAUCGGCCAGGAGAGCCAGGAACUAAGAAACAUCAGUUGAAUAUGGCGCCCUGUACGUUGGGAUUCGAUCAUUGGCAGUUCUGGAUAUACACAAAGGACGGACAUCUGAAGUCCGAUGAGCAUAUGUGCCUUUCAGCUACUCAGGUAGUGCACACUAAUGGGGAAUGGGCCGUGCAGCUGAAGGAAUGUGCUGGUUACGACAUGGAAAUCUGGGAAUACAACAGACAGAGACGCACGCUAAAGCACCGUCAAAGCGGUCUCUGCUUAACUCAGCGAGAUCCUGAAAUGGAAAAGUCAGAGAACCUAUCGCCGCCAACCAUCACAUCAUGCGUGCGUGGUAGUGAACAACAGGUAAGAAGCAUAUUCAGAUACUCAAUCAUG